AUGGCUUCCCGGCACGCUGAUCGAUCAAGGUACGACGAACGAGGCGGAGGUCGCCAGCCCGCACCCCGCCGCGAUCGUGACGACAGACGCGACAAUCGAGACCGCGACGACCGCCGCUACUACGACGACGAGCGCAGCCGCAACGAACGCCGCCGGGAUCGUGACCGCGACCGCGAUACCUACCGUCGCAGCCGCUCGCCUCGCCGCGAUAGGGAGAGAGACCGGUCACGAGAUAGGCACCACGGCUCCAGCUAUCGCAGCAGCCGAGAGGAUAGGCGCUACGGUCACGAUGAUCGCUGGGAUAGGCACGAUCCCCGGGCCGACCGUCGACGUGACGAUGACCGCGCUCGCCAUUCCAAGUCGGCCACCCCCGGCGCGGACGCGAGGCCCAGCUCCAGAGCCAGCGACAACAGGCAAGACAAGAACAAACGUGCUGACGAGAAGCCGAAGCUAGAUGAGGAAGCGAAGAGAGCUGCCACGCUCGCUCGUCUUGAGGCAUGGAAGAAGAAGAAGCAGCAGGCGGACAAGACUGACAGUCCCGCUGCGGGUUCAUCGCCAGCUCCUGCCACGCCUGCCACACCGACAGCUACUUCGGCGCCCGUAGCGAGCGAUGCAGAGGCCGCCCCCUCAAAGGCUGCAGCUCCGGCUCCCUCGAAGCUUGGUGUAGAGAAGAAAGCCAAGCAGACCAAGGUGAAGGAGCCUUUCAAGCUCGCCGAGACCGCUGCCCCGGCGCCGUUUGCUAAGAUCAACGGUGCCACUAGCAACGGUGCUGGAGUUCCCAGUAUGUGUGACAUCCCUGCAUCUUCACAUCGGCUAACGAAAACAGGUCGAGGCGGACUGUCAACCAAACCAAACGGUAACAUCGGCUCCUUCGGGAACAAAGCUAAAUCUGGUGAAGAAGCAAACAAGCCCGCGAAGAAGGCGUUACUGGACGAUGAAGAGAACACGGGCAAGCGUUCCCUUCAAGCACUACCCGACUUUACCCCACUUGAUCAAGAUGUACCCGAUGCACCCGAUGCCGAGGAAGACGAUGUUAUGGAUGAUAUGGACAGCCCCGAGGGAGACAACGCAGCGGAAAUCCAAGCUCAACUGGAGAAACGCCGCGCGGAGAUAGCGAACGAAGAUGCGCAGAUGAAAGAAGUCACCGAAGAGUCCGCUGAAAAGAUGGACGUUGACGAAGUCGCAGGCGCUCAAGAAGACGACAUCGAUCCCCUCGAAGCCUUCAUGGCAGGCUUGACUGAUACGCAGCCAAGCAGGGGUCGACCACAAGGCCAGACCAUGUUUGAUGACGACCACGAACCAGACUUGACUGCCGUCGAAGGUGAGGAUCUCCUGGCACUCGCUGCUACCAAGAAAAGGAAGAAGGAGGUUCCUAUUACCGACCAUUCAAAAGUUGAGUAUGAACCUUUCCGUAAGAAUUUCUACACCGAACCUACGGAGAUCGCAAACAUGACCGAAGAGGAAGUACGCAAUCUUCGUUUUGAACUUGACGGCAUCAUCGUAAAAGGUACUAACGUGCCCCGCCCUGUCACUAAAUGGGCUCAGAUGGGUCUUCUGCAGCAGACGAUGGACGUAUUCGCUAAGCUGCGUUUCACCAAGCCUACGCCUAUUCAAGCACAGGCUAUUCCUAUGGCUGAGUCUGGCCUGGACUUCAUCGGAGUAGCGAAGACUGGGUCUGGAAAGACCCUUGCUUUCGGAAUUCCCAUGAUUCGCCACAUUCUGGAUCAGCAGCCACUCAAGCCCUCAGAUGGUCCAAUUGCACUGGUUCUUGCCCCCACUCGAGAACUGUCCGACCAGAUCGGAAAAGAGUUGAGACCCUUUCUCAAGGCAUCGAAUCUGCAUAUUGCCUGCGCCUAUGGAGGUUCGCCCAUUUCGGAGCAAAUUGCGAUGAUUAAGCGUGGUGGCAUCCAUGUUCUGUGCGCAACUCCUGGUCGCCUUAUUGACCUUCUUCAGAGUAACUCAGGGCGUGUUCUCAACCUGAGGCGCGUUACAUAUCUCAUUCUAGACGAGGCUGACCGCAUGUUUGAUAUGGGCUUCGAACCACAGGUCAUGAAAGUCAUGGCCAACAUCCGGCCCGAUCGGCAGACCAUUCUCUUUUCCGCUACUAUGCCUAAGAACAUCAACGCUCUGGCGAAGAAAGGACUUACGAAUCCUGCUGAAGUGACGAUCGGAGGCCGUAGCGUCGUUACCAAGGAUGUCCACCAAGUAGUGAUAACGGUACCACCUGGGCAAGACCCAAAGAUGAAAGAGCUCCUCCGACAAUUGGGUCUCUUGUUCUCCAAGGAUGAAAAUGCACAGAUACUUGUGUUUGUGGAGCGACAAGAGACUGCCGAGGAUCUUCUACACAAGCUUAUGAAAGCGAAGUAUGUCGGCGUAAACACGAUUCACGGCGCCAAGGAUCAAACGGAUCGUAGUGAGGCCAUUAACGACUUCAAACAGGGAGUUUUGCCCAUUCUAAUCGCUACCUCCGUGGCUGCCCGCGGGCUAGAUGUUCCUAACCUUGCUAUGGUGUUCAACUACGAUUGCCCGACGCACUUGGAAGACUACGUGCAUCGCUGCGGACGCACUGGUCGUGCGGGCAACAAAGGUACAGCCAUCACGCUAGUUCAAAUUCCGGGUGAAGAGCGCUUUGCCAUGCAUGUCGCUAGGGCUUUGAGGGAUAGUCAGCAGGACGUCCCCGAGGAUCUUGCUAAUAUCUCGAAAGACUUCAAAGCUAAGAUCAAAGCUGGUGAGGAGAAGUGGUUCGAUCCUGGGUUUGGCGGCAAGGGUCUUGACAAACUUGAUGCGGCACGCGCCAUGGAGAAGAGACGAGAGAAACGAGCGCAUCAUAUUGAAGGCGAGGAGGUCAGUGAUGAUGAACCGGAGUUGCCCGCUCUCAAGAAGCUGCCUGAGGUGGUGUCUGCAGCAAAUGCAGGCAAAGAGACCGAACCUGCAGCAGAUGAACCGGCAUGGAAGCGACUCCUUACCAGCAAGAUUGUGGUCAGUAAGACAGAGCGUCCUGCAGCAACUGGCCCAACGAAGCCCAUGUCUGCUAAGGAGAGGGCUUUGGCAGCUGCCAGCAAGGUUGAUGGUCGCCUGAGCAAGAAGGGUAUGAUUCAUCACGGCCAGCCCAUUGACAACAAAGGCCCAGAUGCCGGUGCUUUCCAUUCAACGAUUGAAAUCAACGAUUUCCCACAGAAGGCACGCUGGGCUGUCACCAACCGCACCAAUGUUGUAAAGAUCUUGGAUACGACGGGUGUUUCCAUUACCACCAAGGGCAACUUCUACGCGCCAGGUAAAGAACCUGGUGAGAAUGAGCUACCGAAGCUCUAUAUCCUUGUCGAGGGUGAUAACGAAAAUGUGGUCACUGACGCUAUGAUGGAGAUUACUCGACUUCUCAAGGAGGCGACCAUGUCUGCCGAGGACACUGCUGUUCGUGGACCAACCGGACGCUACAGUGUCGUCUAG
Didymosphaeria variabile is the source of this 3447-nucleotide messenger RNA. It is a transcript of the gene PRP5, whose product is annotated as pre-mRNA processing RNA-helicase. Bases 1 to 3447 code for a protein of 1148 amino acids. The record is from RefSeq and is a predicted model, not a curated record. Gene Ontology annotation, molecular function: ATP binding; RNA helicase activity; nucleic acid binding. The transcript has a single exon. Lineage: Eukaryota; Fungi; Ascomycota; Dothideomycetes; Pleosporales; Didymosphaeriaceae.